CCCUGCUGCUCACGGCGGGCGAUGCUGAAGAUGCUGUCCUUCAAGCUGCUGCUGCUGGCUGUGGCUCUGGGCUUCUUUGAAGGAGAUGCUAAGUUUGGGGAAAGAAGCGAAGGGAGCGGAGUGAGGAGGAGACGAUGCCUAAACGGGAACCCCCCAAAGCGCCUGAAAAGGAGGGACAGGCGGAUGAUGUCCCAGCUGGAGCUGCUGAGUGGCGGAGAGAUGCCGUGUGGUGGCUUCUAUCCUCGGCUGUCCUGCUGCCUGCGAAGUGACAGCCCGGGGCUGGGGCGCCUGGAGAACAAGAUAUUUUCUGUUACCAACAACACAGAAUGUGAGAAGUUAUUGGAAGAAGUCAAAUGUGCAUUUUGCUCUCCACAUUCUCAGAGCCUUUUCCACUCACCUGAGAGAGAAGUCGUGGAAAGAGAUCUACUGCUUCCCUUCCUCUGCAAAGACUAUUGCAAAGAACUCUUUUACACUUGCCGCAGCCACAUUCCAGGUUUCCUUCAAACAACUGCUGAUGAGUUUUGCUCUUACUACGUAAGAAAAGAUGGCGGGUUGUGCUUUCCAGAUUUUCCAAGAAAACAAAUGAGAGGGCCAGCAUCUAACUCCUUGGACCAGAUGGAAGAAUAUGACAAAGUGGAAGAGAUCAGCAGAAAACACAAACACAACUGCUUCUGCGUCCAGGAGGUUGUGAGCGGGCUACGGCAGCCUGUUGGGGCCGUGCACUGUGGGGAUGGCUCACACCGGCUCUUCAUCCUAGAAAAGGAAGGCUACGUGAAGAUACUCACCCCUGAAGGAGAAAUAUUCAAGGAGCCUUAUUUGGACAUUCACAAACUUGUUCAAAGUGGAAUAAAGGGAGGAGAUGAAAGAGGACUGCUAAGCCUUGCAUUCCAUCCCAAUUACAAGAAAAAUGGAAAGCUGUAUGUGUCUUAUACCACCAACCAAGAGCGGUGGGCCAUUGGGCCUCAUGACCACAUUCUUAGGGUUGUGGAAUACACAGUAUCCAGGAAAAAUCCCCAUCAAGUUGAUUUGAGAACAGCUAGAGUGUUUCUUGAAGUUGCAGAGCUGCACAGAAAGCAUCUAGGGGGACAACUAUUCUUCGGUCCUGACGGCUUUUUGUACAUCAUUCUCGGGGAUGGAAUGAUCACACUGGACGAUAUGGAAGAAAUGGAUGGGUUAAGCGAUUUCACAGGCUCGGUGCUACGACUGGACGUGGACACAGACAUGUGCACUGUGCCUUACUCCAUCCCACAAAGCAACCCACACUUCAACAGCACCAACCAGCCUCCAGAAGUGUUUGCCUAUGGGAUCCAUGACCCAGGCAGAUGUGCCGUGGAUCGACACCCCACUGAUAUAAACAUCAAUUUAACAAUACUUUGUUCAGAUUCCAAUGGAAAAAACAGAUCAGCCAGAAUCCUACAGAUAAUAAAAGGAAAAGAUUAUGAAAGUGAGCCAUCGCUUUUAGAAUUCAAGCCAUUCAGUAAUGGUCCUUUGGUUGGUGGAUUCGUUUACCGAGGCUGCCAAUCUGAAAGGUUGUAUGGAAGCUACGUGUUUGGAGAUCGUAAUGGGAAUUUCUUAACUCUUCAGCAAAGUCCUGUGACCAAGCAAUGGCAAGAAAAACCACUCUGUCUUGGCACCAGUGGUUCCUGUAGAGGCUACUUUUCAGGUCACAUCUUGGGAUUUGGAGAAGAUGAAUUAGGUGAAGUUUACAUUUUAUCAAGCAGUAAAAGUAUGGCUCAGACUCACAACGGAAAACUCUACAAAAUUGUGGAUCCAAAAAGACCUUGGCUGCCUGAGGAGUGCAAGGCCGCCACACAUCCCGCGCAGACCCUGAGCUCAGAGUGUGCCGCGCUCUGUCGGAACGGCUACUGCACCCCAACCGGCACCUGCUGCUGCAGUCCAGGCUGGGAGGGCGAAUUCUGCAGAAUCGCAAAAUGUGAGCCAGCAUGUCAUCACGGUGGUGUCUGUGUUAGACCGAACAAGUGCCUCUGUAAAAAAGGGUAUCUUGGUCCUCAAUGUGAACAAGUGGACAGAAACAUCCGCAGAGUGACCAGGGCAGGUAUUCUCGAUCAGAUCAUUGACAUGACAUCUUAUUUGCUGGAUCUAACAAGUUACAUUGUAUAGUUUCUGGGACUGUUUGAAUAUUCCUUCCAAUGGGCAUUUAUUUUUUAUCCUGUCAUUAAAAAGAAAGACUGCUAUCCUGCUACACACUCCUGUGAUUUCAUUUUCCUUUAUUAAUUUAAAAAUAAUUUCCAGAAAUGUGCAGAUCCUCUGUGUGUAUGUUGGUAUGUCUGUUCACUUAGGCACAUACACACCUACACUCACAACCCCUAUACAUGUGGUUGCAAAACAGAGGUAUAUAUAUAUAUAUAUAUUUCAUUGUGCAGAGUAAUUUGCACAGAAAUUCCAUUGUAAAUUGAUAAUGGAAUUUUUAUUUAACCAGAAGAUUAUUUGACUUCCCAAGAAUUUUCUGUCUGUAACUACUAAAGUCAUCAUAAAUGGAGUUUUGAAACACUAUUGUGCAAUCUGAUAGAUCUAAUAAAAAAGCAAUACUUUUAUAUUAAAGGACUCUAAGAGACAAUGUUUCAGAACUCCCUGAUGAAUUUCUGAAUGAGCAACUUGAUACAAAAUUAUAAUCUUCAUUUUUAUCAAUGUAUCCAAUUACAGAAUGUUAUGCACUUAUCUUUUUAUUUGGCAGGGCAA
Fukomys damarensis (Damara mole-rat) is the source of this 2700-nucleotide messenger RNA. RefSeq names its product hedgehog interacting protein (gene Hhip). The record is from RefSeq and is a predicted model, not a curated record. Bases 22 to 2121 code for a protein of 699 amino acids. The transcript is spliced from 13 exons. NCBI's taxonomy places the organism in Eukaryota, Metazoa, Chordata, Mammalia, Rodentia, Bathyergidae.